AUGUCUAAUAAUACUGAUAGGAAUUGUAAGAAAUCGACGGAAGUGAGUAGCACUGAAAACCACAGAUGUUGUGGGGGCUCGAGCAGCCCUCUCAAGUGCUGUCAGUUCAACGAUUCCUUGAUUUCCGUGUCGAGGAACGAAGAUGACGAACUCUGCGAAGCGAGAAACGUUUACAUGAAGCCGACGAAUGAAAAUUUCGACAACAACAACAGCAGCAAUGUCCACCUGAUCAAGCGCCAGAUGAAUAAGCACGUGUUCGCCAAGAAACAGGCCAUCGACGUCAACUUUGAAAAAGUUACGUUCUCUUCUACCAGUUGGUCGCUAACCAAAUUCAGAAAAGAAUCCAAGAAAAUUCUUCAUGGAGUGUCCGGUCAAUUCAAGUCAGGUGAAUUAUCGGUCAUCAUGGGUCCUUCCGGUGCAGGAAAAAGCACUUUACUCAACGUACUUGCUGGAUUUGUAUUGAGCGGUAGCACCGGCACUGUCAAACUGAACGCAGUGACGCGCGACUCGAACCCCCGCUACCGCAAGCUGUCGGCCUACAUCCCGCAGGAAGAAGAGCUGCGGCCGGCGCUCACGGCCAAGGAGGCCAUGACGUUCGCGGCGCAUCUCAAGCUGGGCUACGCCGUCUCUGCAGACUACAAAGCGGAACAGGUUUCAGAAAUAUUGGAGCUUCUAGGGCUGAGUGAGUGUCAACAUACAUUAACUUCAAGGUUAUCAGGAGGACAAAGAAAAAGGUUAGCUGUCGCACUUGAGCUACUUAGCAAUCCACCCAUACUAUAUCUUGAUGAACCUACCACUGGCCUGGACAGCUCCUCGUGCACCCAGUGCAUCUCCCUGUUCAAGAAACUCGCCCAAGAGGGCCGCACUGUCGUUGCCACCAUUCACCAGCCCUCGGCGCUGCUCUUCGAGAUGUUCGACCGGCUGUACGCCCUGUCAGAGGGCAGGUGCGUCUACGACGGCCGCCCCGAAGGGCUGGUCGAGCACCUAGGGCAGCUGGAUCUGGUUUGCCCGCCCUAUCACAACCCCGCCGAUUAUCUGAUGGAGGUAGCCAUUGGAGAACACAACGCUGAUAUCAAUGAGUUGGAAGAGGCAACACUCAGAAGUCAAUCGACAAAAAGCAUUCAAUAUAACCAUAGUAAAGGUAAUGAACAGUCAGCCGAUUUGUUCCAGAAGUUUGAUAUGAACUUGCCAUUAGGAUCGACUAAAGUAUUACCUGCGGCGGUGAUUAUGCAGUUCCUCUUGUUGUACAAAAGAAAUUUGUUGAUCACUAGACGAUAUUACAGUGAACCACUAAAUCGCCUAAUAGCCCACAUUGCAAUUGGCUGUUUAUUUGGAUAUUUAUAUAGGAAUGUAGGUGCUAGUGCCAACACAAUUUUGGCUAAUUAUGUUUAUCUUUAUGGGACCCUUCUACUAACAGUAUAUACCGGUAUGAUGCCUGUUACAUUGUCAUUUCCAUUAGAAAUGCGGGUUCUGACAAGAGAGCAUUUCAAUAGAUGGUACAAACUAACCCCUUAUCUAUUAUCUGUGAUAUUGAUAGAGAUUCCAUUUCAAGUGGUAUGUGCAUGGUUGUAUAUAUCCAUUUCCUACGUCCUGACAGAUCAACCUCAAGACUUCAGGAUGUUUUUGUUUGUAUUAUUCGUCACAGCCUGCUCUCUGUGUGCACAAUCCAUGGGAUAUUUUAUAGGAUCCACUACGCCUGUCAAGGUAGCAGUAUUCAUCGCCCCAGUCUUAGCCUGCUUCCUCUCGGUCUUCGGCUUCUGUAUUCGCUCGUUUGACACUCCCCCCUUCUUCAAGUGGAUCUUCACCAUUAGCUACUACAGGGCGGCCUUCCAGAGUCUCGUCUACUCCAUUUAUGGCCUCAACAGGCCGGCCCUGGAUUGUCCGCCCGAGUCCGAGUAUUGCCACUACCAAGACCCCAGGAAGUUCCUCAAAGAGAUGGACAUCGUGGACAUCGAUUUGGUGUCGAAUAUGUCGCUGAUAGUGUUCAUUUGGUGUUUGAUGCACGCCGCUACUUAUCUUACGGUGUGGCUGAAGUUGAGUUUUUUUCAUUUUUUUUUUGAAGAUAAAGAAAGUCAACAGGCCAGCCCUGGAAUGUCUGCCCGAAUCCGAGUAUUGCCAAUAACAGGAUCUGAGAAAGUUUCUUACAGAUAUGGACAUUGUGAACAUCAAUUUGUUGUGGAAUAUGUAUGUUGUUGA
Phaedon cochleariae (mustard beetle) is the source of this 2196-nucleotide messenger RNA. The record is from the annotation of a GenBank genome assembly. NCBI's taxonomy places the organism in Eukaryota, Metazoa, Arthropoda, Insecta, Coleoptera, Chrysomelidae.